This is a messenger RNA of Mytilus trossulus (common blue mussel), 1529 nucleotides long. RefSeq names its product adhesion G protein-coupled receptor B2-like. The record is from RefSeq and is a predicted model, not a curated record. Gene Ontology annotation, molecular function: G protein-coupled receptor activity. Lineage: Eukaryota; Metazoa; Mollusca; Bivalvia; Mytilida; Mytilidae. Gene Ontology annotation, biological process: cell surface receptor signaling pathway; adenylate cyclase-activating G protein-coupled receptor signaling pathway. Gene Ontology annotation, cellular component: plasma membrane. The transcript is spliced from 15 exons. Bases 2 to 1369 code for a protein of 455 amino acids.
AAUGCAAGUAGGGAAGGCAAGUGUGGAUGAUAUAACGGUUCCUGAUCGCCAGAAAACGUCCAACUCGUGGAUAGCAGAUUCAGUGACUGAAAUUAAACUGAAAAAGAACAUAUGUAGCGGUCUGACGGGAUACAGUAGCACAUUUUAUAGAAAUAUUUCAAGUUUUUUUCCGGAGUAUCUAAUUCUAAAUGGGGAAAUAAAGUCAUUUAAUGGGAGUUAUGAUGUUAAUUCUAUUAUAGCUGACUUUACGAUUCAUGGUACACCUUGUUCAAAUUAUUCCUUAAUCAUAAAGUUCGAACACCUGUUGGGAAAGUACACCAAACCAUUCUGUGGACAUUGGAAUUUUAGUACUCCGAAUACUGUAAACGGAGCUUGGUCGUCGUAUGGUUCACAAGUUGUUGAUGCUUCAGAUUCUUAUACGAUAUGUGAAUAUAAUCACACCACCAAUUUUGCUAUAUUGAUGAGUCCAGGAAAGACACCAUCCUCUCACCAUGAUCCACUAAGCUAUACAUCAGCCAUCGGAUGCGGAGUGUCCAUUUUGUUUCUAGUCAUUACAAUUCUGAUCCAUUUCGUCCUUUGGAGGUACUUGGGAAAUGAUAGAACAAAAACACUGAUGAACUUAUGUGUGGCAUUAAUUCUGUCGUAUAUAAUAUUCUUAGCAGGCAUAACACGAACAGAGAAUAAAAUAGUAUGUUCAGCAAUUGCAGUUGCUCUGCACUAUAUUUUCCUGACAGACUUUGCUCUGAUGCUUGCUGAAGGUAUUCAGAUAGUUAGAAUGGUGGUCAUUGUUUUCCCAACCAAAUCCAUAGUUCCUAAGCUGAUACCUGCAUGUUGGAUUGUUCCGGCUUGUAUAGUUGGAAUUUCUGCCGGUGUGACUAAACUUAAAGGAUAUGGCAAUGACCAAUUUUGUUGGCUAACCCUUGAAUCUAACCUCAUAUGGGCAUUUAUUGGACCAGCGUUGCUUGUAAUCGUGAUUAAUUUCGUCAUCAUCAUUAUAACAGUGUACAAAAUGAUGACCAGUAGAGGGCUGGCUGCGAAAACAUUAAAAGUGAAAUCUAAAAUUGGGUUAAAAAGUAUAUGUGUCAUCUUGCCGCUGUUUGGAGUAACGUGGGUACUAGGUGCUUUUUCUGUGAACGAUGAUCUGGUCAUUUUCCAGUACCUAUUUGCAAUUUUCAACUCACUUCAGGGUCUUUUCAUAUGUGUGUUCCACUGUUUCCUGAAUAAGCAGGUUAGACAAGGCUACCAACAAUAUCAGAGACGACGACACGCUAAUCGCAUGGAUUCGAAACAUUCUACUGAUUUUAGUAAUUUGGACCGCCCAAAAUCACGACUUAGCAUCAACGACAAUAGCCGGGCACAAGAGAAAUAAAUGAGAGAAUAUACCAGCCAAUUGAGUAGUCAAAUAUUUUAUAUUUGAUUCUUAGUGAACCAAUUCAGCUUAUUUGCAUAUGAUGAAUACGAAUAUGUUAUCCAAAAUUAAAGAUUGAACUUGUUCUUAAAAAGUUUCAAAAGUAGUUGAUAGCUGUAGU